Elaeis guineensis (African oil palm) is the source of this 878-nucleotide messenger RNA. Its product is annotated as eukaryotic translation initiation factor 1A. Gene Ontology annotation, biological process: translational initiation. NCBI's taxonomy places the organism in Eukaryota, Viridiplantae, Streptophyta, Magnoliopsida, Arecales, Arecaceae. The record is from RefSeq and is a predicted model, not a curated record. Gene Ontology annotation, molecular function: translation initiation factor activity; RNA binding.
CUUCGCCUAAUUAACCCAGAAGAAAUCACUCCCAGAGAGAGCGGAGAAGGGAGAAGAAGAGAAACCGAUCUAGGGUUAGGGUUCAGAAAAGCGAGCUUGAGGGGGAGAGAUGCCGAAGAACAAGGGGAAGGGAGGGAAGAACCGGAAGAGGGGAAAGAACGAGGCGGACGACGAGAAACGGGAGCUCGUAUUCAAGGAAGACGGGCAGGAAUACGCUCAGGUGCUCCGGAUGCUCGGCAACGGGCGGUGCGAGGCCAUGUGCAUCGACGGCACCAAGCGCCUCUGCCACAUCCGCGGCAAGAUGCACAAGAAGGUCUGGAUCGCCGCCGGCGACAUCGUCCUCGUCGGCCUCCGCGACUACCAGGACGACAAGGCCGACGUCAUCCUCAAGUACAUGCCCGACGAGGCCAGGCUCUUGAAGGCCUAUGGCGAGCUCCCCGAGAGCACUCGUCUCAACGAGGGCAUCGGCGGAGGCCUCGACGAGGAGGACGAGGGCGCUGGCGACGACUACAUCGAGUUCGAGGACGAGGACAUCGACAAGAUCUAAGAUAGUCGUGGCAGAUCGAUCGAUCAGGAUUUGGAACAAUACAAUCAGCUUUGUCCAUCAUUAUGAUGAAUUUCCUGUUUACUUUUUUCCUCUUUCCUUAUAUCUAAUUGAGCACAAUCGGAAAUCAUCUUAUACUAUAAUCUAUAUCUAGUUUUAUUAGGAUGGCCGAUGAUGGGCUUCUGAAUUUGCAUGGUCAAAUUGUUUGGAUUUUCUUGAUAUGAUGAUGUUGAUCUGUAAUACUUGGGAUUAUUCCUCACAUCGAUAAUCCGACUUUAGUGUAUGGAAUAAUAGUUGUCAAAUAAAGUUUCCUUUUGUAGUCUUGAUGGUUGUU